This is a messenger RNA of Jaminaea rosea, 297 nucleotides long. RefSeq lists its product as hypothetical. The transcript has 2 exons. NCBI's taxonomy places the organism in Eukaryota, Fungi, Basidiomycota, Exobasidiomycetes, Microstromatales. The record is from RefSeq and is a predicted model, not a curated record. The coding region runs from base 1 to 297 and encodes 98 amino acids.
AUGGCCUGCCCUGUCCAGUCGCAGUGGUUUCAUAUCGUCGUCUUCAUCCUUGGCGCCCUCGUCGUCCUUUCACGCUACGUACGUGGCGCAGAAGUGUCAAUAGCGGGGCCUGCCACGCGUUCUACUCCUUCCACCGAAGGCAUCAACUGCGAGCCGCUCGUCAACCUCGCAGCUGGUGUGGGCUCAUCCCUAGUGACGAUGGCAUUCAAGAGGGCGACAAGGAGAAGCGUCAGCAGCCAGAGGAGUAGAGUCGACUUCUGCAUGGGUGACUCGAGACGUCUAGCAUCUCAGGUGUAA